Messenger RNA from Clupea harengus (Atlantic herring), 9517 nucleotides. It is a transcript of the gene znf219, whose product is annotated as zinc finger protein 219. NCBI's taxonomy places the organism in Eukaryota, Metazoa, Chordata, Actinopteri, Clupeiformes, Clupeidae. The record is from RefSeq and is a predicted model, not a curated record. Gene Ontology annotation, molecular function: RNA polymerase II cis-regulatory region sequence-specific DNA binding; DNA-binding transcription factor activity, RNA polymerase II-specific. Gene Ontology annotation, biological process: regulation of DNA-templated transcription. Gene Ontology annotation, cellular component: nucleus.
UUUCUCUCUCUCUCUCUCCCUCUCUCUCUGUGUGUCUCUCUCUCUCUCAUUCACACACUCACUCACGACUACACAAUAAAUGAAUCUUUGCGAAAAAAAAUUGCAAGAGAGACGUGCGAUAGAAGAGGGGAGGAGGAGGAGAAGAGUGAGCAAGGGAGGGGGAAACGGCGUAUGCUUGUAUACAACAACCCCGAUUUCCAUUUUUUUCCCUAACUCGUAAUGUAUUUAAUUCAAGUGAAACGUAAUCAUGACGUGUCUUGUCAUUAAUCUCCUCGUCGCCUCUCCCGGAACGCAAAGAGGUGGUCAUAGAGAUCACCGUCAUAGAAGAGUAUCCCUGCUCAGCCAGACAACCAGAGCAUGGCUUACACUCUUAACUGAGUAUGGAUUCCCCUCCAGAGUGUGUGCUGGCUCUAUCCUGUGAGCCCCCCCUCUCCCCGCCAGCCAUGCCCUCCCUCGACCACAGCCCACUAGCAGCCGAGCCCACCCCGCAGUCCUCGGCCACCCCGAGCCCACAACCCCCCGCGGACGGCUCCCGUUCCCCCUUCCCUCGCCUCCGUAACCACCAGCUGGAUGCUGAGGUGAACGGAGAGGACGUAGAAGAUGAGGAGGAGGAGGAGGAGGGCGGGGAGGAGGAGGAGGAAGAAGAGAUGUCCGUGCCUCCUUCUCCCACACCGGCCGUAGCACUCUUCCCUGGGGAGGGGGUUGGGGCGGUCGCUGUGCCCCCACCGAGGGUGUCCCCCCCUGCCACCCCUCAGUCCCUUCCCUCCGUGCCAGGCUUCAUGGCGCUGGAGAUGGCCCUGUCGUCGUCGUCGGCCCCCUGUGGGGACGACGAGCUGGACCUGCAGCUGUUCCGCCGGGACGGUGUGGUGGUGAGCUCCACGCCUGCAGGGGGGGCCGCGCUGCGGUUCCCGUGCGGCGUGUGCGGCAAGCGCUUCCGCUUCCAGAGCAUCCUGUCGCUGCACGCCCGUGCUCACCGCCUGGACCGGGAGCGCAGAGCUACGGUGCUCUACCACGCCGGCCAGGACACCAGAAAGCCACGGCAGGAGCUGGACCAGCCACGCAGCUCACAGGAGGGAAGCCUGGUGCAAAACCUGGAGUGCACCGUGGAUCAAAACCUCAAACAGAGUUUGGAGAGAAAUCUGGACGAAAGCCUCGUCGGAAGUUCUGACGCCCUAACCCUGGAGAACAGUCCAGACCAAAGGAUGAGUAGAAGUAGAAGAAGUUUAGAUGGAGGACUCGAGCAAAAUCUGGACCACGGUGUGGACCAAAGCAUCAACAAAAGUCCAGACCAGAGCUUGGACUCGAGCCCGAGGAAGACCAUCCAGCCAGCCUUCAGCCCUCGCUUCCCGGACCCGUUCCAGAGCCCCUCACUGACCCCUCCCCCUACCAAAGAGGCACCAAUCACAGCUGCCUUCACACCCUUGCUCCCCUCCCACUCGGAAGACCCUGCCCAGACGAUGGGCAUCGCUGCCGUGGCGACCACCUCCUUCCGCUGCAACGAGUGCAAAGGGAAGUUCCGCACGGCGUCUGAGCUGGCGCGCCACACGCGCAUCCUGCACAACCCGUACAAGUGCACGCUGUGCCCCUUCUCCGCUAGCCAGGAGGAUCACCUGGCCACUCACCUUCAGGAGAACCACCCGCCACCCUCUGCCCCCCGGCGUGCCCCCCCGCGUGCCCACAAGGUGGCGCCGACCCCGCCUCCGCCUCCGCCUCCGACACCGGCGCCGAAACCGACGCCGUCACUCCCUAUCUCCCCCAAGCAGACUCCACCUGACACGCCCGCCACCGUCACUGCUGUCAAUGCCAGUGCCAACGCCAGUGGAAAUGCCAAUGCCACCACGCAGGCCAGUGGUGCCCCGCUGCCAGCCUUCCAGUGCGAGACGUGCGGGCAGCGCUUCACACAGUCCUGGUUCCUGAAGGGUCACAUGCGCAAGCACAAGGACUCGCUGGACCACAAGUGCCAGGUGUGCGGCCGCGGCUUCAAGGAGCCCUGGUUCCUCAAGAACCACAUGAAGGUGCACCUCAACAAGCUGGGCCUCAAGGCCGGCCUGGCAGGCCUCGGCCUCGGAGCCACACCCGGGGGCGAGCUGACGGGCAAAUCCCCCGGCGGAGGCGGUGGUGGUGGUGGGGGCAGCAGGAGCAGGAGUCAGUCGCUGAGUGCACUCUACUCCAGCCUCCUGCUGGCUCGCGCUGGCGGCGGCGGUGGAGGAGGCGCCGGGAGCCGGGCAGAGAGAGAGCUUGCUGCCGCCGCCAUGGCAGCUGCCGCCGGGUCCGGCAAGGCCUCCAUCCUCAGCUACCUGGGGCUGCCCGGGGCCGAGGGGGCCAGCUGCGUGGAGAGGCUGCAGGCCGUGGCCCAGGUGGCCGAGAUGGGCAACGGCGAGCGCCGGGAGAGGGAGAGGGAGCGAGAGAGGGCCCGAGACGAGCGCGGAGGCCCCGAGGUGACCCCUGGUGGCAGCAGCAGCGAGGCAGCGGACCAGGCGGCCAUGUGGCAACUGGUGGCCCGCAGUCUGGCAGCUUCCCAGCACAGCCACCAGCAGCAGCAGCAGCAGCAGCAGCAGCAGAAGGGCCGCUCCAGACCCCAGCAGCCCCACCAGCCUCGAGGCUCUGUGGCUGGGGAGGCCGAGCAGAUGAGGGCCUACCUGGGGGGCCUGGGGGGCCCGGGGCCCAUCGGCAGCCAGGAGAGAGACGAACACCUCUUAGCCAACUCCGGCUCGUCCAACUUGGGCGGGUCAGAGCCGGCACUGGCGGGCCCCUGGGAAUGCCCCGACUGCGGGAAGCUGUUCCGGAGCCUGCAGCAGGUGGUGGUCCACGCCCGCGUCCACCUGCAGAGGCCCCAUAAGGGCCACCGGCGGGAGGAGGACGGCCAUCUUCACGGAGGAGGAGGAGGAGGAGGUGAGGGAGGGGUGCGGAGAGGAGGGAGUAACAGCAGCAGCGGCGGCAGCAGCGGCGUCAACAGCAACGAGAGCCGGACGGAACCCAAGCAGAGCCAGGGCAGAACUGGACUGGCAGGAGGGUUCCACUCUCUCUUAUCUUCGUUCUCCGGUGAAAACGGUCUCCAGGCAGGUCCAGCAGGAAGCUCCCUGGCCCCCAGAGAGCGCGUGCGGGGCAAGGGGAUGAAAGACUGCCCCUACUGCGGUAAAGCCUUCCGCUCAUCACACCACCUCAAAGUCCACCUCCGCGUCCACACAGGCGAGCGUCCCUACAAGUGCCCCCACUGCGACUACGCCGGCACCCAGUCUGGCUCGCUCAAGUACCACCUGCAGCGGCACCACCGCGAGCAGCGCAACGCCCUGGCGUCCUCCCCUGGCCUGCCCUCCCCACCACGCACUGAGAGCUCGAACGUGCCCAGGCAGCGCUUGCCCCAGUCCCUCUCCCAGCUGGGCGCGUUCGGGAGGACCAGCGCGGCCACGGCCGCGGAGGCCCAGCCUCCGGCCACUUCCAGGCACAGCCAGGCCUGGGCGCGCGGAAGCCAGGAAGGGAGGGGUCGGAAGGGGUCCACGGCAGCCGCGGUUGCGGCGGCGGCUGCUCUGAGGGAGGGUGACCUGGAGAGCCAGUACCACUUCCUGUCGGGGGUGGUGGGGGCGCUCUACCAGGGUGGGAUGGCAGAGGCCGGGUGGGGGGUUGAGUUGCGUGGAGCCCCACCGGCCAAGCAGCCCAAGGUGUCGCGCCGCAAGCCCCUCACAACCAGCCGCAUGGUGUCUUCCAACGGGCACGGAGGGGGGGGCCCAUCCCCUUCCCCGUCCCCUUCCCCACGCCACACGCUGGAAGGGGGCUUCGAGCCGCUCGACCUGUCUCGCCGGAACCUGCCAGAGCUGAGCGGAGGAGCAUUGGAGAUGGAGGGAGGUGAAAGCAGGAGGAGGAGAGAUGGAUCGGGAGCAGAGAGAGGAAGAAGAGGAGAGGGAGGAGGAGGAGGAGGUGGUGGUGAUGAUGGUGCCGUGAUGCUCACCCAGUGUCUGUUCUGCCCGUUCCGCACCUCCUCAGCCGAGCUGAUGGCCAUGCACCUGCAGGUCAACCACACCAGCAAGUCCCGACGCAAGCGCAGCUCCCCGCUCUCGCUGCCUGAGGCUGCUCCCGCCACCUCCCCUGCCCCCCCUCCCACCGCCAGGGGGCGCCACCCCCCAGAACCAGACCCGCUGGCCCUCUGGAGGUACAUAAGCGGCCAGGAGGAGGCGCCACCUGCGUCCGCGUUUCGCGGAGACCAGCCGCACCUUGGUGCCAGGGGGCACCCGAGGGAGAAUGGCUUGAGCCUGGGGGAGGAAGAGGAGGAAGAGGAAGAUCCGGAAGAUGGGCUUCUUCAUGCAGAAGACGAUGGAGACUUGGUGAGUGACAUGUACGAGCCUCCGGCUGGCUUGGCCCUCCGCAACACAGAGGAGGAAGAGGUGGAGGAGGAUGCGGGGGGGAUGGAUGAAGAGGAAGAAGAGGAGGAGGAGGAGGAGGAGGAAGAGGAUGAUGUGAGAAAGGAGACGGAUGAGAAGAGCGAGAGGAUGGAGAGACUGGAGGCUCUCCGCAUGGCGUUCUCUGGGCCGUCACCAGGGCCCAGGGGUGAGGCUUCGCCCGGGAUGGAGGAGAGCAUGGAGGGCGAUUGAUGGCCAGGGAGUGGGACUGCUGUGGGUUCCACGUGCGCUACAUGGGAGCAAGUUCCAGGGUCUUCAGCACAGUCACACCACAACUGGAAACAGAGGGCAAGAAGGAAGAGUAAACGUUGACUUCAUGCCGUCUGUUUUUUAACUCUCUCUCUCUCUCUCUCUCUCUCUCUCUCUCUCUCUCUCUCUCUCUCUCAUAAUCUCAAGCCUCCAAAUCCUCCCCACCCCACAAUCAUCUAGUGAUAUGUUUCCAAGGUUACACAGCCACAGAAAAGUGAUGUUUCCAAGGUGACACGGCCACAGAAAAGUGAUAAUUCCAAGAUGACAAAACCACAAAAUAGUGAUGAUUCCAAGAUGACACAACCACAGAAUAGUGAUGUUUCCAAGGUGACACGGCCACAGAAUAGUGAUGUUUCCAAGGUGACGCACUAUAACAGUCCUCUUCAGUCCCAGACCCGGACCCGGACCAAACCCAGAUCCAAACCUUAAAACCAGAACCGCAUCGUUCUUAAUGGCCUUUUGACCUCGCAAGCGUACACAUUUGACAUGUAUUCCACUCCCUCACACAUACACACACACACUCACACACACACACACUGAAGAGUGUACUCACAGUCUCACUCAUGUACAUACUAAACUCAAGAGGCACACACUCGAGUGUACAGUAAGCUUGCCUGUCUCAGACUUGGAGGGGGCUGUCUUGGUGACACUGUCUGUAUAUUGUACAUGUAUCUGAAUAUGAACUGCCUCUUCCACAUUCCCCCUUCGUUUGGCUUGGACUGGGACCUGUGAAUGCCCUCUGGAAAGCCAAGGAGAAGAGAGAGAGUGGCCAACGGAAGGAAAAACAAAUGCAAAAACAGAGAUUUAUCGAAGUAUAUAAUCUAUGGACGGUACUUUCCUCUGAGGAGUGGACUCUUCUGCCAACUCUCCUCCCCUGUGACUAAGCAAUUAUUGUAUUUGCCUCUCAGUAACGGUGGAAGUCCACAACAAAGGGUUAAUACUCCAUGCAGUCAAGUAGAUUUGACCUCAUCUCUCCUGACAAAUAAGACAUGCAGGAAUGAUGCAACCACUAUCUCACAUACUCUCUCUCUCUCUCUCUCUCUCUCUCUCUCUGUCUGUAUCUCUCUGACACACACAGACUGACACACAAAUACAUACAGCCUUGCUCACUCAAACAUACCUUGUGCAUAUCUCACACAGACACACACACACACAAACACACACUGCCACUUAGGUUAGACGGGUGUCUCACAACACAACUAGAAAGUCUUGAAAUGUUCCUUUCUCUCUGUCUUAUAUUCUCUCACUCUCUCUCUCUCUCGUUCUCUCUCUUUCUCUCUCUCAUUCAGUGCCUGGAUGAAACUUCUGCACACAUCAGAGAAAACGCAGUAUAAAUCACAAAAGAUAUCGGAGUUCUAUAUCUGUCCGUGCACCAUGGCUUAUAGAGUAUAGAGUAUAGCAAGUUAGGGCUCUUAAAUGUGUUCAAACGAGGACACUGAGGCCAGUUAGGUCCUCCGUCUGUGAGUGUGUUCAUGCAGAGGACUUCAUGGUGACAAAUACCAAUGAAAUGCGAUGGUUCAAAGAGACAGUAUUCAAAAAGCCACCAACAGCAAGGACUCUGGUAUCAAAUGAAUCUGCAAUGAAGUAACCUGCGGAGGCCACACAACACACUGCUAGAACAGCAAGCUAAGGAUCAUGGGUAAUGUGGGGACUCUGAGUGGGGGUUGGAUGGGGUGGCGUUACAGGAAUGAAACCCCCUCCUCUCUCUGGAGUUAAGGCUCCACAAACAACCAAGACUUGUUUUUCACUUUUGACUCUCAUGGUCUGCUCUCCUCCCGAGGGAUGAGGGAUGAGGGGGGGGGGGGGGGGGAGGAGGAGGUGAAGAUGGGUUGGAUACUCGGCGGAGGACUUUACCCAGAAACAAACUGUUCUCUUGAGUAUGCCAUCUUUUAGAUCAGUAGAUUUUUUGUGUUAUUUUUUUAUUUUGAAGCAAAAAAGAACAAAACAAAACAAAAGCUUAAUUAUAGCGGGGGUGGGAAACACACUAACAAAUUCAUAGACAUCCCAGUAGAAAUGUGUAGCUUUUAUAAGGACAUCGAAAUAUAAAAACAAGAAAAAAAACUUUUCAUGUUAUUUUUAUUUUGAAGAAGAGUAUCUUAUUGUGGUGGGGAAAAGCAUAUGGAUUUUAGUAAUAACAAUAAUUAUGUAUCAUGGUUAUGACAGAAGACUGGAUUGUAAAAUCAAAAAGAGCACUGUGCAAGGUUUUGUUUUUGUUUCCCAAAGUAGUUUUUUAUUCUUCUUUGUUUUUUCUUUGACCAAACUUCAUUUGUAUGGGAAAAUGAGACACUUUGUUUUCAAGCGUAGAGGUCAAGCAGCAGAAUCCCUUGACCUCCCUAAUCAAUCGUUCAAUCAAUCAAUCGUUCAAUCAGUCACCUUAUUAACCAAUCAACUAUUCAAUCAAUUAAGCAGGCAUCCAGUCAGAUAUUUUACCACCAAAAGUGCUAGUGGGAAUUAAAUAUUGAAUACAUACAUGAACAGUACUCAAUACCACUCAUCAUAAAGUAUUAAAGGGUUAUCAGGCCAGAUUGUGUCCUGAACUAAAGUUCAGAUUAACAUAUAUUCAAACAUUCCUUCAGUUAUCAUAGACCAGUGAAUGAGAAUAUAAGAUAGCUACCUAUGGCACCUGUUGUAAGGCCUAAUAAGUCAGUUAUAAUACACAGUAUACGGAUUAUGUAUAUGAUAACUUAAGACUUUAGGCAUGUUGUAUUAAACAUGGAUGUGCUGCUCUUUAAUUAAUGCCCAGUCCAUUCCAUGUCAUAAUCGCAUUCCCACAACCAGAUGUUCUGAUUGGAUGAGCUGCAAACUUGACCCCACCUUGUGUGCCAAUGAUUGAUGGCGAGAGGGACCAGUGAUUGUUGGCUGCUUGCCUUACUUUUGUACAUGUUGCAUUGUUGUGUUCUUGAUUGAGUUCUUUUUUUUUGUCAUUGGUGUUGUUGUUGCUGUUGUUGUUGUUGUUGUUGUUGUUGUUGUUGUUGUUGUUGUUGUAGAGCACCUUAUUGAGUUGAUAGGUCCUGAUGUGGUGUUCCUUAAAAAAAAAAGAUAAAAACGAAACAAAACAAAAAGAAAAGACUGUAGUCAACGCCACCGUGCCUUCUGUCUGGAGCACUUCCUUUUUGUACGCUCACCAAAAGCACUUAGUCCUCAUGUCUCCUCCUCUUUCUCCUCCUCCACCUCCUCCUCUUUCUCCUCCUCUUUCUCCUCCUCAUGUCUCCUCCUCUUUCUCCUCCUCUUUCUCCUUCUCCACCUCCUCUUUCUCCUCCUCUUUCUCCUCCUCCACCCAUUUUCCAUUUAUUUUUAAAAUCUCUUCCUUUCCUUCUCUGCUAAAGAUCUCAUUCCUCUCUUCUGUUGUUACCUCAUCUCAUUGUUCUUACUUCAUUGGCUGGGGUUGACAAAAGGGACAGUGAAAGCUUCAGAGUCCACUGAUGGCAUGUGUACUCAUAGAUUUGCAUGCAGGCACACAGACACACACAAGUACAGGCACAUGCAAACACACACACACACACUAAAACACACUGAGGCAAAUGUACGAGGAUAUGGAUUUGUGUGCCAUCCAUCCCUCUUCAUCUUUCAUUCUGACUCUCUCUUUCUCUCUCUCUCUCUCGCCUACUCUUUCAUCCCCCUCUCCUCUCUUUCACCCCCUCUCCUCUCCUUCAUCCCCUCUCCUCUCCUUCUCUGGCACCACUGGAAGGUGAUGUAAUCUGUGGUAUUAAGGCCUUUUUUUAUUUUUUUUAGAUUUAUUUUGUUUUGUAUUUUAUUUUUGCAAUGCUGAUUCAAUGCCGAUGAGAUGGGAUCAAGCUCUUCUUCUUCUGAUGAUGAUGAUUAUUAUUAUUGGAUUUUUUGGUAUUGAGGGGAAAAAAAAGAAAAGAAAAAUGUGUCUGUUGAAUGUUGUACAGAUAGCUCUAGACAUUUUGUGUGUUAUAUGAGAGGCCAAACUACUGCUGGGAUCUCUCUUCACUCUCCUGAGCUCAUCGGCCCUCAUCUGGAGUGGCUCAUCCUUGGCCCUCUGUUCAAGACUGCCUCACAUGUUCAGUCACAGGCUCUUCUGAAAGCAGGUGCCAUUCAUUCAUUGAAUAGAGGAGGAUCCCACAGAUCGGGGCUACUCACCUCUGCUCCUACAGACGGAACUUAAAAUACUACUCAUACGUCUGACCGGAUGGGAAAGAAGUAUAAUCUCAGUAACGGAGAGCGCCCAACAAUGGACAGAAUCUGCGCCUGAUCUGUACUAUAGUCAGCUAAAUAGAUGUCCUGAUCAGGGGUUUGUAUCCAUAAAGGGAUUUUGUAUAUCGACAAUAGGAACUAAGAAAGACAGUGUUCAAAAUAAUAGACUGUUUAUCAUCUAAUUAUGUUUGUUGCACAAAGGCUCUUUUGGGAGACAUACACCCCUGUGCAAGAUUUUUUUUACAGUUAUCUUCCAUACAGAUCAGAAAUGGUCUGAUACCUAUUCAUUCUUUUAUUGGUCAAGUGGAAGUACUUAAUGUAGGGGCAGGGAGACCACAGCUUGACUGACAACUGAAUUAUUGAAAUAUUCAAGGUUGUUUUCACUCGACACACUGUAGCUCAUUGAGACCAGGCUAGGAGAAAUCUAUUCAAUCACUCCCUUGCUCAAUCACGUAGACACGAAAGACAACGUUUAAACCACUUUGACAUGCUAAUGGAACUGCAAAGGAUGCUGGGAUAGCUGCAGAAGCCCCGAGGAUGUGCUGGCCAGGGUGAGGACAGAGUGAGCAGAGAAGUGGCCUUGAGUUUGAGCCCUCAUGUAGACGGCUGCUAUUGCAGUGUGGGGAAGCUGACCUAACAUAGUAGUGACUAAUAUGAAACUGUGGACUGAAAAAAAAAACAUAUUAGAAAGGACUCAAUAAAAUCAAUUAAAAAGA